GACCUGCAGCCGGAAGUGCCCGCCUUCUCCCUGCCAGGACCCAGAGGUUACGUCCCAUCAACCCUUGCGCGUGACUCUUCCUUCUCUCUUCCUCGGCGCUGCCUGUGGAGGUGGCGGCCAUCUCUUACCCGGCGUCAUGGCUGCCCUCCGGCCCCUCGUGAAACCCAAGAUCGUCAAAAAGAGGACCAAGAAGUUCAUCCGGCACCAGUCAGACCGAUAUGUCAAGAUUAAGCGCAACUGGCGGAAACCCAGAGGGAUUGACAACAGGGUGCGGAGGAGGUUCAAGGGCCAGAUCCUGAUGCCCAACAUCGGUUACGGCAGCAACAAGAAAACGAAGCACAUGCUGCCCAGCGGCUUCCGGAAGUUCCUGGUCCACAACGUCAAGGAGCUGGAAGUGCUGCUGAUGUGCAAUAAGUCCUACUGUGCUGAGAUCGCCCACAACGUCUCCUCCAAGAACCGCAAGGCCAUCGUGGAACGGGCAGCCCAGCUGGCCAUCAGAGUCACCAAUCCCAACGCCAGGCUGCGCAGUGAAGAAAACGAGUAGACGGCUCGUGUGCACGCUGUUUGUUUCUAAAUAAAGCCACAAACCCCA
Messenger RNA from Tupaia belangeri chinensis (Chinese tree shrew), 592 nucleotides. RefSeq names its product ribosomal protein L32 (gene RPL32). The transcript has 4 exons. NCBI's taxonomy places the organism in Eukaryota, Metazoa, Chordata, Mammalia, Scandentia, Tupaiidae. The record is from RefSeq and is a predicted model, not a curated record. Gene Ontology annotation, molecular function: structural constituent of ribosome. Bases 137 to 544 code for a protein of 135 amino acids. Gene Ontology annotation, cellular component: ribosome; cytosolic large ribosomal subunit. Gene Ontology annotation, biological process: translation.